This is a messenger RNA of Aethina tumida (small hive beetle), 1708 nucleotides long. Its product is annotated as xyloside xylosyltransferase 1. Lineage: Eukaryota; Metazoa; Arthropoda; Insecta; Coleoptera; Nitidulidae. The coding region runs from base 98 to 1147 and encodes 349 amino acids. Gene Ontology annotation, molecular function: UDP-xylosyltransferase activity. The transcript has 3 exons. The record is from RefSeq and is a predicted model, not a curated record.
CUUAACCUCAUACUUAGUAAACGAACGAACAACUUAACAACAAACUGGAUUAACAUAAUAAAAUGGAACAAGUGUGAUAAUAAUAAAUAAUAAAACAAUGUUGGUGACUAGUUUUAGACCGUGUAAGUUGUCAAAUAUUCUUAUUGCAAUUGUUGCGUGUAUAUUUUGUUAUACAUUGUUUAUGAAACUAGAAAUGAAUUAUGAAGAAAAAUUGCCUUCGAUAUUGAAGCCGUACCAGGAGAAUAAUAUUUGGAUUAUUUUCACAAAAGCUACCAAAAACAGAUCACCACUAAGAACAAAAUUUCAUAAUAUUAUUGUGAAUUUAUUAAAUGUUAGCUCCAUCCCCCUAAAAUUUAAUUUUAUCACUGACUUGCCCUCAAAAGAGAUUUUAGAAGAGGAAAUAUCAGACAUUGUGUUAAAUACUAAUAAACCAGUACCCUACAAAACUUAUGACUUUGAUCUUUGUGCCUCCAAAAUUAAAGACAUUGUUGAGGCUAUGAUGCCACAUUUUAGUUCAAAACCAGGAAGUUAUUAUAGUGAUGCAUUGUUUUACCUAUCUUUGGGUCUGCACCGAAUAGCACCAGUAAAUCAAGAUAGAGUUAUUAUGUUGGACUGUGAUUUAUAUUUUAAAAAUGAUGUGGCUUUGUUAUUCAAGGAAUUCAACAGUUUUAAAUCAACUGCACUCUUUGGUUUGGCACCGGAGUUAACAACUGUUUAUCUACACGUGUUACAAAACUAUCGUAGGACGAAAAAAAAUUCGACUUUCGGCGAAUUUUAUCACGACGAUGUCAUAUCGGCGAUUGAAAAUCAUCCAAGAGGAUUUCAGGGCUACAAUUCAGGUGUCUUGCUCCUGGAUUUAAAAGCAAUACGUAAAUCAUCCUUGUACAAUAACUUGAUUAGUAAAGAUAAUGUGGAUAAAUUAGCGAAAAAAUACAAAUUUAAGGGUCAUCUGGGCGAUCAGGAUUUUUACACGUUAAUGGGAUACGAACAUCCCGAUUUGAUCCAAACGAUAAACUGCGGUUUUAACAGGCAACUUUGCACGUUCUGGCGGGACCACGGCUACAAAAAAAUUUUUGACGAUUAUUUCAAGUGCAAACACAAAACUGUUAUUUUGCACGGUAAUUGUAACACAAAAAUACCUGUUUGACAACAACUAUUUGUGAUAUUUGAUAGUAUUAGAUUUUUAUUGGGAGCAAUUUGAAUACAUUCCUUAAUUAUCGUACUUUUUGUAAGAUUUACAUUAGACAACCAAGUUUAGUUUACAUUUUUAUGGAUUUAGAGUGUUGCCAGGCAAUAGGUUUCUACUUUAAAUUUUAAUAAUGUUAUCAAUUUAGUACAAUCUUAUCUGUGGUUGUUUGACAAUCAAUUUAAAAUGCAAUUUUCAUGCACAAGCUUUGUUAUGCCAUUUUUGAAAUCAAUCACUCGCCAUACUAAGUAAAUUCAAGAAUUAGUUUAUAGUAUUUUUACCCAAUUUCAUUAUAAAAUAUGAGAUUGAUAUGUAUGUAUAGUAUUAUAUAUUAUGUAAAAAUCUAUUCUGUUAAAUUUAAUUAUAUUUGUUAUAGUCUGCCAUUUUACAAGCAGAGUUAUAAAUGUUAUACAGUUUGUAAAUUUUAUUGUCUGGAAAUAAUUGUGAUACUUAAUGCCUUUUAUGCACAAGUGCAAUGCCUUUUAAAAACUUUGAUUGGAUAUUAAAUAUUUUUAAUAAGUU